CCUGCUCCCACUGGGCUGUGACCACAGCGUCCCUGCUUCCACCAGGCUGCUGGACCUUCCUCUUAGCCUUGUGCCCAGCCCUGCUUAUGAUAGGGCAACCUCAGGAGCGCCCUGCUGAGGUCUCUGAUAGUAUAAGCCAAUCCAAGCACAAGAAAGGGAACUUUGGGAACAUUCUGCAUAGACAGCCUGGCAGCUAGGUGGUGGGAGGGGCUGGGCAAUGUGGCCUGGGCACAGGCUAGGAGGGAAGAGUGUUCCUCAGUGUAGAAUGGUUUGCCCCAUAACCUAACCACACUUUGAGUUCCUGCUUGAGGACCAGUGGAUUUGGGGAAAGCCUGCAGGAGAGAAAAUUCCAGGAGAUGGCCUGCCUCCCACAGCUUUCUAGGACUUAGUGCUGGAACCAGGGAAGUGUGCGUGAGUCUGUGUGUGCGGGUAUCUAAUAUGAGUGAUGUGUGUCUGUCUCUGGUGGGUGGGUAUGAGGUGUGUCGAUGCAGUGUCUGUAGAGGGCAGAGCUUUGUAUGUGGUGUCUGAACAUAGAUACGUGUGCCCUGGGUGGCGUGUUUAUGUUUGUGUGUAUGUUGUAUGUGUCUGUAUAUUUGUGUGUAUGUAUCUUCUGUGUGCAUAGGUCAUACCUGCAUGUGUCUGUGUGUGCAAGUGCUCCUGUGUUUGUGUGGAGAUGCGUGCAUUCAGGGUAGGUGGUAUGUGUAUAUGUAUAUGGUAUAUGUGAGUGGUACCUGCUGGUGCGCUGGCACCCGAUUGGGUUAGGGUGGCCCCUGGUUGGUGUGGGUGCCGUGACAGAACAGAGUUAAAGCAAAGGGUGGGAUGGGAAGAAUGCCGAGGAGGGACCACAGUGCUAGGGGCCUGAGUGGGCCCAGACGCCCAUGGGGCUCCUUUCUAGGUGACCUUUCCCAGGCCCCUCGGGUGCCUGGCUCUGCUGCCCUCCCCCUCCCUGUGUGGGCUCUGAGGAGGCGUCCUCUGUGGAAUGUGUUUGGUGGCUGAGGGCCAGGCUGGGCUGGCCUCCACCAGCAGGCUGGGGAGUGCGGAGGGGAGCCUAGGGCUCCCGCAUGCCUGCAGCCCGGCCCCGGUUUUAUACUCUGCUUUCCCCCACUGGCUAGGUGACUCCUGCUCAGGUCAUGCUGUUAUCGCCUGAUCCAUCCAGCCCUGCCAGGUGACCAUGCCUGUCCUCGGCCCAGUUCUUCUGCAGGUGCUCUGGGCCGGGUGUGUCUUCACCCUACCGUCCCCUCUACCAGCUGCUUUCACUGCCAAUGGCACACAUCUACAACACUUGGCAAGGGACCCCACCUCAGGUACCCUUUAUGUAGGGGCCACCAACUUCCUGUUCCAGUUGAGCCCUGGGUUGCAGCUGGAAGCCGUGGUGUCCACAGGCCCUGUGAAUGACAGCCGAGAUUGUCUGCCACCUGUGAUACCUGACGAAUGUCCCCAAGCCCAGCCUACUAACAACCCAAACCAGCUGCUCCUGGUCAGCCCAGAGGCUCUGGUGGUGUGUGGGAGUGUUCACCAGGGCAUCUGUGAACUAAGGAGCCUGGGACAGAUCGGGCAACUGCUGCUAAGGCCAGAGCGGCCUGGGGACACCCAGUAUGUGGCUGCAAAUGACCCUGCAGUUAGCACAGUGGGACUAGUUGCCCAGGGAUUGGCGGGGGAGCCGCUCCUGUUUGUGGGGCGGGGAUACACCAGCAGGGGCGUGGGCGGUGGCAUUCCUCCCAUUACAACCCGGGCCCUGCGACCACCGGACCCCCAAGCUGCCUUCUCUUAUGAAGAGACAGCCAAGCUGGCAGUGGGCCGCCUCUCUGAGUACAGCCACCACUUUGUGAGUGCCUUUGUACGUGGGGCCAGUGCCUACUUCCUGUUCCUGCGGCGAGACCUGAAGGCCCCUUCUAGAGCUUUCCGUGCCUAUGUGUCCCGCGUGUGCCUUCAGGACCAGCAUUACUACUCUUAUGUGGAACUGCCCCUGGCCUGCCAGGGUGGGCGCUAUGGUUUGAUCCAGGCCGCAGCUGUUGCCACAUCCAAGGAGAUGGCCCGUGGGGAAGUGCUCUUUGCCGCCUUCUCCUCCGUGGCUCCUCCCACUGUGGACUGGCCCCUGUCGGCAUCUACUGGGGCGUCUGGAACCUCUGUGCUCUGUGCCUUCCCCCUGGAUGAGAUAGACCAGCUUGCAAACUAUACUCGAGAUGCCUGUUACACCCGGGAAGGCCGCGCUGAGAACGGGACAAAGGUGGCUGACAUUGCGUAUGAUGUCCUUUCUGACUGUGCACAGCUGCCAGUGGAUACCCCGGAUGCUUUUCCCUGUGGCUCAGACCACACACCCAGCCCCAUGGUCAGCUGUGUCCCUUUGGAAGCCACCCCAAUUCUGGAGCUGCCGGGGGUUCAACUAACAGCUGUGGCGAUCACCAUAGAGGAUGGACACACCAUCGCUUUCCUGGGUGACAGUCAAGGACAGUUGCAUAGGGUCUACUUAGGCCCUGGAGGAAGUGUUGCCCCGUACUCUACCCAGAGCAUCCAGCCGGGAUCUGCCGUGAGCAGAGACCUUACCUUUGAUGGUACCUUCGAGCAUCUGUAUGUAGCGACCCAGACUACUCUUGUGAAGGUUCCUGUGGCCCCUUGUGCUCAGCGUCUGGACUGUGACUCUUGCCUUGCCCACAGGGACCCUUAUUGUGGAUGGUGUGUCCUCCUGGGCAGAUGCAGCCGCCGGUCGGAGUGCACAAGGGGCCAGGGCCCAGAGCAAUGGGUGUGGAGCUUCCAGUCGGAGCUGGGCUGUCUUCAGGUGGUGGCUGUGAGCCCUGCCAAUAUCAGUCGUGAGGAGAAGAGGGAGGUUUUCCUAUCGGUGCCAGGCCUGCCGUCUCUUUGGCCAGGGGAAUCGUACUUCUGCUACUUUGGAGACCAUCAAAGCCCUGCUCUACUGACUCGUUCUGGUGUGAUGUGCCCCUCCCCAGACCCUAGCGAGGCUCCGAUGCUGCAGAGAGGAGCCGACCAUGUCUCCGUGAAUGUGGAGCUCAGGUUUGGUGCCGUGGUGAUCGCCAACACUUCCGUCUCCUUCUAUGACUGUAUGGCAGUUACUGAGUUUUUCCCGUCUGCGCCGUGCCGGGCCUGUGUGAGCAGCCGCUGGGGGUGUAACUGGUGUGUGUGGCAGCACCUGUGUACACACAAGGCCUCGUGUGACGCCGGGCCUAUGGUGGCAAGCGAGCAGAGCCCACUUCUGUCCCUAGUUCCUCCUGCAAGGGAUGUACUCACCCCUUUCCCACCCACAGUCCCCAAAGCCACAGUUACCCCUACACCCAACACCUUCCCAGCGGAGCCUAGGGCUCCCUCCAUAGCUCCAGAUGUCCUACCUGGGGCCAGGCCUUCCCGGCUCAGCCUCUGGGGCCCGUGGGUGGGUCCUGGCCCCAUACUUUCCCCCACGUCCACAGAGACACCUGUGCAUGAGAAGCCCCUCCUUCCUGACCUCCCUACCACACCUGGAACCAUUGUCCCUGCCCCUACUGACUUGGGACCAGUGACCACACCUGAGGACCUCUCGGCCUCCUACCCAUUCCCCUCAGAUGCAGCCACAGUGUCCCCUGCAGAGCCUGGCCCUGAGGCCCUGCCUUCCUCCGUGGCUCUGGACCAGCCCCCUGGCACUGCUCCAGCCACCACUUUCCCAGGGGCCACUGGCUCCAUGAAGCCUGUUCUGGAUUGGCUCACGAAAGAAGGCGGCGAGCUGCCCGAGGCGGAUGAGUGGACAGGUGGUGACACGCCCGCCUUCUCCACUUCCACACUCCUCUCAGGUGAUGGAGACUCAGCAGAGCGCGAGGGCUCUCCUGCCCCCCUCAUCCUCCUGUCCAGCCUCGACUACCAGUACGACACCCCCGGGCUCUGGGAGCUGGGAGAGAUGAGUCAGAGGGUGAGCUCCUGCCCCUGUGUGGAGAAUGUUCAAGGCUCCUUGCUGAUACCGGUCCACGUGGAGCGAGAAGUCCAACUUCGCGGCAGGAACCUGUGGCUCUUCCAGGAUGGCCCGUGGAACAGCGAGUGUGUGAUGGAGCUGGAGGGCCUCGAGGUGGCGGUUGAGGCCCAGGUCGAGUGUGAGCCACCUCCAGGUGCCUGGUGUCACAUCAAGUGCCAGCAGCACCAGUUCAGCUAUAAGGCUCUGCAGCCGGAGCUCCAGGUGGGGCUGUUCCUGCGCUGGGCAGGUGGCCUGCGUGUGGACAGUGCUGAUGGGCUGUACGUGAUACUGUACGACUGCUCUGUGGGACAUGGGGACUGCAGCCGCUGCCAAACUGCCAUGCCCCAGUAUGGCUGUGUGUGGUGUGAAGGGGAACAUCCACGUUGUGUGGCCCGGGAAGCCUGUCAUGAGGCUGAGACUGUGGCCACUCAGUGCCCUGCGCCUCUCAUUCACUCGGUGGAGCCACUGACUGGACCUAUAGACGGAGGCACCCGCGUCACCAUCAGGGGCUCCAACCUGGGCCAGCAGGUCCAGGAUGUGCUGGACAUGGUCAGAGUGGCUGGAGUGCCCUGUGCUGUUGAUGCUGGGGAAUACGAGGUCUCCAGCAGUCUUGUGUGCAUCACCGGGACCAGCGGGGAGGAAGUGGCUGGCGCUGUGGCAGUGGAGGUGGCUGGAAGAGGACACGGUGUCUCAGAGUUCAACUUUGCCUACCAGGAUCCAAAAGUACACUCCAUCUUCCCAGGCCAUGGCCCGAGAGCCGGGGGCACCCGCCUCACUCUUCAUGGUUCUAAGCUCCUGACUGGGCGGCUAGAGGACAUUCGUGUGGUGAUUGGUGACCAGCCUUGCCACUUGCUCCUGGAGCAGCAGUCUGAGCAGCUGUACUGUGAGACCAGCCCGUACCCCGUGCCUGCUGCGCUGCCAGUGGCUGUGUGGUUUGGGACCACUGAGCGGACACUGCAACACGGCCAAUUCAAGUACACAUCGGACCCGAACGUCACCUCUGUGGGCCCCACCAAGAGUUUCUUCAGCGGAGGACGUGAGCUAUGGGUCCGUGGCCAGAAUCUGGAUGUGGUGCAGACGCCAAAAAUCCGAGUAACUGUGGUACCAAGAACGCUAGAGCCUGGCCAGGGGCUUGGACAGAGGCAUCAUGGGGUCCCUGAGAAAUUUGAGGAGCCCUGUCUCGUGAACUCCUCCCAUCUUAUCAUAUGCCGCACACCGGCUCUCCCGGGCCCGCCGGAGGACCCCUGGGUCCAGGUGGAGUUUAUCCUGGACAACGUGGUCUUCGACUUUGCCGCACUGAGCCCCACCCCCUUCUCCUAUGAGGCUGACCCCACUUUACGGUCUCUCAACCCUGAGGACACCAGCGCACCCUUCCGGCACAAGCCAGGGAGUGUGUUCUCUGUGGAGGGGGAGAAUCUGGACCUCGCCAUGUCUAAGGAGGAGGUGGUGGCCAUGAUAGGAGAUGGCCCCUGUGUGGUGAAGACACUGACCCGGCACCACCUGUACUGUGAGCCCCCUGUGGAGCAGCCCCUGCCACAGCAGCACGCCUCCCAGGAGACACCAGAUGCUUUGCCUGAGUUCACGGUACAGAUGGGGAACCUGCGCUUCUCCCUGGGUCGUGUGCAGUAUGAUGGCGAGAGCCCUGUGGCUUUUCCCGUGGCAGCCCAGGUGGGUCUGGGAGUGGGCACGUCUCUCCUGGCUCUGGGUGUCAUCAUCAUCGUUCUCAUCUACAGGAGAAAGAGCAAGCAGGCCCUGAGGGACUAUAAGAAAGUGCAGAUCCAGCUGGAGAACCUGGAGAGCAGUGUGCGGGACCGCUGUAAGAAAGAGUUUACAGACCUCAUGACUGAGAUGACUGAUCUCACCAGUGACCUCCUUGGCAGCGGCAUCCCCUUCCUUGACUACAAGGUGUAUGCGGAGAGGGUCUUCUUCCCUGGGCACCGGGAGUCACCCUUGCACAGGGACCUCGGUGUACCCGACAGCAGGCGACCCACUGUGGAACAGGGCCUGGGGCAGCUCUCCAACCUGCUUAACAGCAAGCUCUUCCUCACCAAGUUCAUCCACACGCUGGAGAGCCAGCGUACCUUCUCCGCUCGGGACCGUGCCUAUGUGGCAUCUCUGCUCACUGUCGCACUUCACGGGAAGCUCGAAUACUUCACUGACAUCCUCCGUACUCUGCUUAGUGACCUGGUGGCCCAAUAUGUGGCCAAGAACCCCAAGCUGAUGCUGCGCAGGACAGAGACUGUGGUGGAGAAGCUGCUCACCAACUGGAUGUCCAUCUGCCUCUACACCUUUGUGCGGGACUCCGUGGGUGAGCCUCUGUACAUGCUCUUCCGAGGGAUUAAGCAUCAAGUGGACAAGGGUCCCGUGGACAGUGUGACUGGCAAAGCCAAGUACACCCUGAAUGACAACCGCUUGCUCAGAGAGGAUGUGGAGUACCGUCCCCUGACUCUAAAUGCUCUUCUGGCUGUGGGGCCUGGGGCAGGAGAGGCCCAGGGUAUACCUGUGAAAGUCCUGGACUGUGACACCAUCUCUCAGGCCAAGGAGAAGAUGCUUGACCAGCUGUAUAAGGGACUGCCUCUUGCCCAGCGGCCAGACUCUCGCACCUUGGAUGUUGAGUGGCGGUCUGGAGUGGCCGGGCACCUCGUCCUUUCUGAUGAGGAUGUCACUUCUGAGAUUCAGGGUCUGUGGAGGCGUCUGAAUACCCUGCAGCAUUACAAGGUCCCAGACGGAGCAACGGUGGCCCUCGUCCCCUGCCUUACAAAGCAUGUUCUCAGGGAAAACCAGGAUUAUGUCCCUGGAGAACGGACCCCAAUGCUAGAGGAUGUAGAUGAGGGGGGCAUCCGGCCCUGGCACCUGGUAAAGCCAAGUGAGGAGCCAGAGCCUCCCAGGCCGCGGAGGGGCAGCCUUCGGAGUGGGGAACGUGAGCGAGCCAAGGCCAUUCCUGAGAUCUACCUGACACGCCUGCUGUCCAUGAAGGGUACACUGCAGAAGUUUGUAGAUGACCUGUUCCAGGUGAUCCUCAGCACCAGCCGCCCUGUGCCUCUAGCUGUCAAGUACUUCUUUGACUUGCUGGAUGAACAGGCUCAGCAGCACGGCAUCUCUGACCAGGAUACCAUCCACAUCUGGAAGACCAACAGCCUGCCGUUGAGGUUCUGGAUCAACAUCAUCAAAAACCCACAGUUCGUGUUUGACGUGCAGACGUCCGAUAACAUGGACGCCGUGCUCCUCGUCAUUGCACAGACCUUCAUGGAUGCCUGCACCCUGGCCGACCACAAACUGGGCAGGGAUUCUCCCAUCAACAAGCUUCUGUAUGCCCGAGAUAUUCCCCGCUACAAACAGAUGGUGGAAAGAUACUAUACAGACAUCAGACAGACCGUCCCGGCCAGUGACCAAGAGAUGAACUCGGUCCUAGCCGAGCUGUCCCGGAACUACUCUGGUGACCUUGGGGCGCGCGUGGCUCUGCAUGAACUCUACAAGUAUAUCAACAAAUACUAUGACCAGAUCAUCACUGCCCUGGAGGAGGACGGCACUGCCCAGAAGAUGCAGCUGGCUUACCGGCUCCAGCAGAUCGCUGCUGCCGUGGAAAACAAGGUCACGGAUCUAUAGGGGACCAGGGAGUCCUGGCCUGCUAUACCUUAGCACCUCCUGGGCAGCCCUGGAAUCUCAAGGGGGAGCCACCUUUGUAGAUGCCUGUAGUGACUGAGAAGCAGAUUUUAAUGAAAGGUGGCUCCCAGUCUCCUGCUGGCUUCAGCCCCGUUGGGCCCACCUUGUAGGCCUGGGACCUAGUGGCUCAGUGGGUAGUGCCAGGCCUGCCCCAAGCCUGUUGACUCUGACAUCCUUUCCUGGGUGACGCCAGCCUGCAGGGAGCUGGGGACUUACGGUUUCCAGAGAAUGUCUGGUAGGGCCUCUGGGCCCCUGGGGACACUGUACUGUUCUGCGCUGGCCUGUGUCCCAUGAGGACUCACAGCAGAAGGAAGAGAGCCCUCCCACUUCCUGUCCUCUUCGUCCAUCCUCCUUGGUCUCAGUUUAGCUUCUUCUGUCUUUGUUCCCUGGUGCCAAUUGCAAGGCCUGAGAGGAAAAAGGAAAAAAAAUGCCUUUCCAGGAUGCUGCUGCCUCAACAGCCAUGGUGCCUCAGGCCCACCCUCUCUUCUGGGAGGCUGGUGGGGAGGGAGAGCAGUGGCCCACCCUGAAAGGAUAACACAUGGUGUGGAAUCUGACCAGGAACUCACCAACCCUUUUGCUAACCGGCAACUGUUGGGGACAUGGGCACAGUCACAUUCUGAAGGGUCUCCCGACCCCUAUGAAAGGCCUUACACUGUCAGGUGGCAGGCUCUGCUUCCUGGAAAAGAGAACUUGAAGCAUGAUAGGACUCAGGGAGAGCAGGGGCUGGAUGGGGAGGGCAGGUUCUCCAUCGUCAAGGGUUGCACCUUGUCUGCAGGUUGUGCUCAUGUCUCUACUCACGGUCCAUGAUUUUGAAAGGAAUUGAGAAAGUGUGGCAUCUUUAAAGGGGACUGCAGGCACCGUGGGUAUCAAGGGUCCUUGUCUAUGGCCCUGUUUCUGGACCCACCCGAUUUCCAGAUUGCUGUCUGUGUUGAGGUACCUUAAGACAGGGGCUCAAAGCCGACCACCUGCCUGUGAGGUGGCCCAUUUGCAUGGCAUUUUCCUGUUUGAAGUUGCCGGUGAGCUUCAAGACCAAUGUACUGAGGUGUCUGUAGCUGCCUGGAUCAGCAGAGCUGGAGGUGGGAAGUGCCCUGGGCCCCACUAGGGCACCCCCUUGGCCAGCCACCUUUGGGGUCUUACCUGAAGGUUUGAAGAGAUGGGCUGAUACAUUUCCAGGAGGAGGCCUUCUUUGUCAUCUCCAAAGUCCUUGUCUUCAAGAGAGCAGGAGCCAUGUUGGUUUUCAUUCCAGCGGUAACCACAGCUGCUAUUUCUGUCAGCUCUAACAUCCCGUCUUGCCCAUGCCUGUCCGAUGUGGGAGCCACAGCCACAGAUGGGGUCAGCAGUCGGGUCCGCAUUUGGGAGCUGCGAACCUCAGUACUAAUAAUAGCUGUCUUAGUCCAGAUUCUAUCCUCACUCAGAAUCUCUGCCUCUCCCAGGGCUGACCAUGGGGUUGACGGGGGAAUGAGGUCUUGGCUAGACUUCAGACAGGCACAGGGAGGGAGGCAGCUUGAAUCAACACGGGGAGAGAGUUGCACCUCUGCUCCAGGCUUGCUUCUGCCGUCUUUGGGAGUCCUUUGGGAGGCGGGGGUUCCUGGGGAGGAAGGCCGAGUACCGGCGUGCUUGGGCGUGCACUCACGGGAAGGGCGAGUCCUGAAGAUGCUCUGAAUCACUCAUGUCUCAGCCUCACAGAACACUGUGAUAAAAGAUGUCGUGAAAAUAAAACCUUACCACAUACGAUAGGAAGCUAAGUCUUGACUCAAACACUGUGGCCAAGAAUGGCCGUGCCCGUGCCAACAGGACUUGGCGAUGGUUCACUUGGGUCGAAGCCCGUUUUAGUUUGGUCGGUCUUCUCCCUUUCUCUCCAAGUUCGCAAAGGUGUGCCCUCCUUGUUUUUCACGGACUUGAUAGUGCACAAAGGCCCUUUGUAUCUCACUUUCCCCACCAGUUUAAAUAUUGGAGUAAUUGUCUGGAUUUUACAUAUAUUUAUUUUUAAUUCUUCAAGAUAGGGGUUCACUGUUUCUCUCUGGCUGCCAUGGAACUUGCUAAGCAGACCAGCCUGGCCUUGAACUCAGUCAUACUGCAGCUGAACUAAAGGUGUGAAUCCCCACACUCGUGUGUGUGUGUGUGUGUGUGUGUGUGUGUGUGUGUGUGUGUGUGUGUGUAUUUUAACAUAAGAAUGGUGCUUGUGGGUGUGUAACAUCUGGAUUUGUGCUGAUGAGCACCGGGGUCACUUUGGAGGUCACCUUGAACCUUGGAAAGGGACAGGAGCACAGGAGACCACUGACUGAUGUCCAGUCUAGACUAUGCUGGGCCACAGCGUAGACCCACCUUGUCUUUCCCCUGGGCAGCAGUGCCCACCAGUGCCUGUGUUACCAGGAUCCUGCAGAGAACACACUAAAAAGUGCACAUGCACCCCCGGUCUGCUAAGGCAGGGGUUCAUGGCUUCAUCUUCUUUCAGGAUCCUGUGUCAAAGAUAAAAGCUGGAAAGAUCACAGUGGUUACCAGCACUUGCUCUUUCAGAGGACCUGAGUUCUGUUCCUGGCAACCACAUUAGGUGGCUACCACUUAAAUUCCAUUUCCGGCGGAUCUGAUGCCCUCUUCUGGCCUCUGUGGGUACUUCACUGACACACUUUCCCAUGACCACAAGUCUUGAUAAAUUCUCAUACCUGCAUGCAGAUUUUCCUAGGGUCUUGGCCUAGGUUAGCCUGGUUUUCACAGUAUUGCUCCUGCCUCAGCCCGCUGACUACAGAGAUGUCAGCUCAGCGCCACCAGGCCCGGCUGGAUCUCAGAAGCCUGCUCAGCAGAGAAGAGUACUCACUGCUCUUGCAGGAGA
Microtus ochrogaster (prairie vole) is the source of this 10424-nucleotide messenger RNA. It is a transcript of the gene Plxnb1, whose product is annotated as plexin B1. Lineage: Eukaryota; Metazoa; Chordata; Mammalia; Rodentia; Cricetidae. Gene Ontology annotation, molecular function: semaphorin receptor activity; protein binding. The record is from RefSeq and is a predicted model, not a curated record. Bases 1172 to 7537 code for a protein of 2121 amino acids. Gene Ontology annotation, cellular component: semaphorin receptor complex; plasma membrane. The transcript has 38 exons. Gene Ontology annotation, biological process: negative regulation of cell adhesion; regulation of cell shape; regulation of GTPase activity.